CUGACCACAGUAUUACUUCAAUACCAACGUUCUUUAAACCUGCCAACGACAACAUAAAUUCUGAGUUCGACUCUUGUACAUAUGGUCGUUCCGGGAUAACAACCAUCUCGCGAUCAUGUCGAACUCUAUUAAGGUUGUCUGUCGGUUUAGGCCGCAGAAUCGCAUUGAAAAUGAACAAGGUGCUCAACCGGUUGUGAAAUUCGAGGCUGAUGACACUUGCGCCCUUGAUGUAGGUGUCUCGUCGAAAUACUCCAGAAUGUUAUACUCUACUAAUCACAGGGGAUAGUCAAAUGGAGCGGCUGGAUCCUUCACAUUCGAUCGUGUUUUUGGCAUGAGCUCACGGCAAAAAGAUAUUUUCGACUUCUCUAUCAAACCUACUGUAGACGAUAUCCUCAACGGUUACAAUGGAACGGUCUUUGCAUAUGGUCAAACAGGAGCGGGAAAGUCUUAUACGAUGAUGGGAACAAACCUCGAGAACGAUGAUGGUAGAGGUGUUAUUCCGAGAAUUGUGGAGCAAAUAUUCGCCAGCAUUUUGUCCAGUCCGGGUACGAUCGAGUAUACAGUAAGGGUCAGCUAUAUGGAAAUUUAUAUGGAACGUAUUAGAGAUCUGCUGCAGCCGCAAAAUGACAAUCUUCCUAUCCACGAAGAGAAAAAUAGAGGUGUUUACGUUAAGGGGUUAUUAGAGGUUUAUGUUUCAAGCGUCCAAGAAGUCUAUGAAGUUUUAAAGAGAGGAGGGGAUGCAAGAGUUGUGGCCUCGACCAACAUGAAUGCAGAAUCCUCUCGAUCGCAUUCCAUAUUUGUUAUCACGAUUACACAAAAGAACGUUGAAACCGGAUCGGCAAAGAGCGGUCAACUUUUCUUGGUCGAUUUGGCUGGUAGUGAAAAGGUCGGCAAGACUGGUGCUAGUGGACAGACUCUGGAGGAGGCAAAGAAGAUCAACAAGAGUUUGAGUGCUCUUGGGAUGGUUAUCAACAACCUGACGGACGGCAAAUCAUCGCAUAUUCCUUAUCGAGACUCGAAACUUACUAGAAUUUUACAAGAGAGUUUGGGAGGAAAUAGUAGAACGACACUCAUCAUCAACUGCUCGCCUAGUAGUUACAAUGCCGAAGAAACUCUGAGUACUUUGAGAUUUGGUAUGCGAGCAAAGGCAAUCAAGAAUAAGGCCAAGGUCAACGCAGAGCUCAGUCCAGCGGAACUUAAAGCCUUACUUAGGAAAGCCCAGUCACAAGUCACCACCUUUGAAACCUAUGUUUCUACCCUUGAAGGAGAAGUUCAGUUGUGGCGUAAGGGAGAAUCCGUACCGAAGGAACAAUGGGCACCCCCACUCGCAGGCGUCAGUGGGGCAAAAGCAGAGGCUGCUCGAGCACCUCGGCCAUCUACACCUUCUCGCUUGGCAAUGGAAAGCCGAGCAGAGACACCGCUGACAGAAAGGUCAGCUACUCCAGGUAUACCGAUAGACAAAGACGAGAGAGAAGAGUUCUUGAGACGCGAAAAUGAACUUCAAGACCAGAUAACCGAGAAGGAAACCCAAAUUGCUGCUGCAGAGAAGACCUUGCGAGAUACUAAGGAGGAACUCACUUACCUAAAAGAACGAGAUGCCAAGGUCAACAAGGAUAACGAAAAGCUUACUAGUGAAGCAAACGAGUUUAAAAUGCAACUUGAGCGAUUAGCAUUCGAGAGUAAAGAGGCACAGAUUACCAUGGAUAGUCUGAAAGAAGCUAACGCCGAGCUGACCGCGGAGCUCGAUGAACUCAAGCAGCAAUUACUUAAUGUCAAAAUGAGUGCCAAAGAAUCAAGUGCCGCCUUGGAUGAAAAGGAGAAGAGAAAGGCCGAGAAAAUGGCCCAGAUGAUGGCUGGAUUUGAUCUCGGUGGGGAUGUCUUCAGCGAGAAUGAAGCAACCAUCAAGAAAGUCAUUGAUCAUAUUGACUCUCUUCAUGAGCAAAGUUCUGCAGGGGAAGCCAUUCCUCCUGAUGAAUUUGAAGAAUUGAGGGUAAAGUUGGUCGAAACACAGGGUAUUGUCCGACAAGCGGAACUCUCCAUGUUUGGAUCAUCAUCGAAUGAUGCCAAUGUUAAGCGCAGGGAGGAGUUAGAACAACGACUUCAGGUCCUCGAGCAAGAAUAUGAAGACCUCCUCGAGCGUAACUUGAGCGACGGGGAUGUAGCUGAGAUCAAGGAACGUCUCGAAAAGGCAUAUGCCAACAAUCAAGACAUUAAAGUUGAAUUGGUGGAAAAUCUUAAAAAGGAGGUCGCCCAAAAGUCAGCCGAGAUUGAAAAAUUCAAGGCUGUAAAUGAAGACCUUCAACAAAGAGUCAAGUCAGGCGGUGCAACCAACGGCACAGCACCUAGCUCGGCGAGCGGCAAGACUGUUCAACAGCAGAUCGCCGAAUUCGAUGUGAUGAAGAAGAGCUUGAUGCGCGACUUGCAAAAUCGCUGUGAACGUGUUGUUGAAUUAGAAAUCUCUCUCGAUGAGACCCGCGAACAAUACAACAAUGUUCUCCGUUCAUCUAACAACAAGGCCCAACAAAAGAAAAUGGCUUUCCUGGAGAGAAAUCUAGAACAAUUAACUCAUGUUCAAAGACAAUUAGUCGAGCAGAACGGCAGCUUGAAGAAGGAAGUUGCUAUUGCUGAGAGGAAGUUGAUUGCAAGGAAUGAACGAAUUCAGAGUUUGGAGAGUCUGUUACAGGAUUCUCAGGAGAAGUUGACGACUGCUAGUCACAGGUUCGGUCCCCCUAUUCGCUUUUGGUUUUGGUUUUGGUUUUGCCUUCCCUUUAUCUUUCUUCUCCUUAUUCAUCAGUAACAUUACUGAUACCACUCUAGAUUCGAGGCACAACUCUCAGCCGUAAAAGAACGACUCGAAGCCGCCAAAGCAGGUAGUACCCGUGGACUAGGCUCACCCACCGGAGGAUUUAGCUUUGGUGGUGCGGGCAGCAGGAUUGCCAAACCACUAAGAGGAGGUGGUGGUGAUGGGCAGAUUCCGACCAUCGGUAACUUGCAAAACUCCGAGACUGGAAGCACUGUGAGCACGAAGAGAAGCUCAUGGUUUUUCUCGGGGCAGAAAUAGAUGAAUAGAAGUCAGUGAGGGAGAGGAAAGAGAAAAUGUAUAGCAGGAGCCCGGGGAGGUUAUUGUGUCAUUGGAUUUAGGCUGAGGAUAUUACCCAUUGUUGCGGGACAGUGGAUGAGUUAAGGGGGGUGGGGGAGUUGCGAGAGGGUGCGGAUGAAUAGGGCGACGGAUAUAGAUACGGAGGGGCAGUGGAUGAAUAAAGGAAAGAAGACGAGCCACGAAGAUUAUAAAGAAUAGAUGAGACUCAUGUAUACCCACGCUUUCUUGUUUUAUCACGUUACUUUCUUGAUGGGAGCGCGAAGGCAUCGGGUUUGAGUUAGUUUUGGCACUGGAUCGGUAGAAGGGGAGGGGAGGAAUAUGGAGAAAUGAGAAAGUAAAUCGACAGGGAUCAAUGAAGCUAGAAAAUGAAUAUCUACAACUUUCUUCGACAUAUCAACAUAUCAACAUAUCAGCACAUCAAUAGCCUAGAGGUUUCCUUGUCAGCGAAUAUAGAAAGUGGAAUUAGUUGAGGAAUAGAAUUUUGUGGCGGUGCGGUCAGAUAAUGGAUGUCUUUUUCAGAACUGCCUAGAUUGAAUAAUUGUGCUUUGACCACUGGACCGAUUGGUUAGAUGAAGUUUGUUCCUUGUUGGGUUUUAACAAUGCUCCUUUUCGCUUUGAUGAUUUGAUGUUCAACGGGUAUAACGGCUGGGUGGGAGGGGAGGAUGAUUGUG
Sclerotinia trifoliorum is the source of this 3771-nucleotide messenger RNA. NCBI's taxonomy places the organism in Eukaryota, Fungi, Ascomycota, Leotiomycetes, Helotiales, Sclerotiniaceae. The record is from the annotation of a GenBank genome assembly.